CAUUGUGCAAGGUACCUUUGCAACACAUGCGUCGUGUUUGCUAGGCGUUGCAUGCGCUGAACUUUGCAGAUCAUAAUUUCCUCGUACGACCAUAUCUGUCAUCUGAGGUUUAAAAACUAUUAAGACUAUUAAGUUUUUUUUCUGUGUUGUGCAAGAUGUUGAACAAAAUGUUUUUUGUGAUUUUACAUUGUUUCUGGAGUCUGUCUGGUGUAGUUGGUAGUGAGUCUAGGUCAGUGAUGGAGGGAGAUUCUGUCACUUUAUCUGUCAAUCUCACUGAAACACAGAGAAAAGAGGGAAUCUCCUGGAAGUUUGGACCUCAUGAAAUCACCAUAGCUGAAAUCGAAGUUGGUGACAAUAACAUCCGUCCAUAUGAAAAUAGAGCUGAUGGAAGAUUCAAAGGCAGACUAAAGCUGGAUCACAGUGGAUCUCUCACCAUCACAAACAUCACAACCACAGACUCUGGACUUUAUAAAGUGUCCCAAACCAGCACAGACAACCAACUCAAUGUAUUCAACAUUAAUGUCUAUGCUCCUCUUCCGGUUCCUGUCAUCACAAACGUCUCUCCAGAAAACACUUCAUUAUCAGAAAGAUCAAAUUGUUCCUUAUUGUGUUCAGUGUUGAAUGUGAGAGAUGUGAGUCUCUCUUGGUACAAAGGAAACAGUUUAUUGUUUAACAUCAGUGUGACUAAUUUCAACAUCAGCAACAUCUCUCUACUUCUGGAGGUUGAAUAUCAGGAUACAAACACAUACAGCUGUGUGGCACAACAUCCUUUAAGCAAACAGACUCAAGAUUACUGCCUUACUGAUCUCUGUCAGCAGUGUUCAGUUACAGGUCUCUCUUUCAUUUAUAUUGUUCUCAUCUGUGUUGUUGGAUCUCUGAUGAUUGUAGCUCCAGUUUUGAUCUACUGCUUCUGCAGGAAAGCCAGGACUACAGCUAUAAAAUUUGUAAAUAUAUUUAUUUGUUUUUAUAAAAAACAUAAUUUUGAAAUGUAUUUUCAUAAAUGCUCCAUACUAUUGUUAUGUAAUCAUGUUAAAGCUUGUGUGUUUCUGUGUUUAUAUCUGUGCAGGAAGUUUCUGAAGAGGAUAAUAUUGAGUCACUGUGGUUGGACAUUUAGAUUACAGUAAAUAUAUUUGCUUAAUACAUCAGUUAAGUUUGAAAUGCUUGUGUCCACAUUGGAAUCAACUAGCUCUGUCAACCAGCUUCAACAGGUCAACUAUGUUGGCGAGGUUUCCUUUGUUACAUACUUUGAAGUCAGAGUUCAUCUUGAGGAGUUAAAUUAAAUAAUGUGUCAAAGUAUAUCAUAAAUCGACACAGAAGUGACAGACAAGGUUGAGACUUUAACAGUCUAAAGUUUCAGUGCUGUCUGAAGUAUUAGAACUUCACAUCCUGUGGAAUUCAGUGGUAUAAGUGAGUUAGUUAAGCCUGGUUUAUGUUUUAUUAUUAACUUUUAAAGUGAAACUUGUUAAAACCACAGAUAUGGUAAAUAUCAAAGGGGCAAUGUUUCUUUGUGUAACCAAGCAGCUAUAUAUUGGGGGACUAAAGAACGGCUGAAUCUUGUGGUGAAGACUUGUACCUGUUAUUUGUGAAAGUUUACUUUGAAUUUGUUGAUUAAACCGUGAUUAUUUGUAACGGUGAUUCAUUAAACUUCUCAUAAAUAAGUUUCAGAGUGUAUUCAUAUAGUUAUAACAUUAUCUGAACCUGAAAAGGCCGU
Messenger RNA from Misgurnus anguillicaudatus (oriental weatherfish), 1711 nucleotides. Lineage: Eukaryota; Metazoa; Chordata; Actinopteri; Cypriniformes; Cobitidae. The record is from RefSeq and is a predicted model, not a curated record.